AUGUCGCGAUCGCGAAGCGUGUUCCUGCGGGCUUCCCUCCAGUUCUCCUAUCGCUGGGCCGCGCCCAGUGCGAAGCAGUAUGCCAGUUUGACACCGUUCUUCCAGCGAUACUACUCGACCGACAGGCCAGCGGCCGCGAGCAAGCGCGGUGGCUCCAAGGUUUUCAAGUCGGCCGAUGAGGCCAUUGCCGAUGUUAAGGAUGGCGAUGUGAUCCUUAGCGCUGGCUUUGGGCUAUGCGGGGUAGCUGAAACUCUGAUACAAGCUAUUCAUAAGAAGGGCCUGCAAGACUUGACCGCAGUAUCCAAUAAUGCUGGUUCAGGCGAUCAUGGCCUGGCGCUGCUCACCCAGGACGGGCGUCUGAGCCGGAUCAUCUUGUCCUAUCUUGGAUCGAAUAAGGCACUGGAACACCAAUACUUGACUGGUAAAAUAGCUGUUGAGCUGUGUCCUCAAGGCACGCUCGCCGAAAGGUUGCGUGCCGCGGGUGCUGGUAUACCGGCCUUUUACACGUCCACGGGCGGGAAGACGUUUGUGGAAACCGGUGAGAUUCCGGCAAGAUUCACCCCCGAGGCGAUCCUAGAGAAAGGCAAGCCGAGGGAGACGAGGAUCUUCAAUGGGAAGUCAUAUAUCAUGGAGAGGGCUCUUCCUGGAGACGUGGCGAUACUGAGAGCAUGGAAGGUCGACGAGGCGGGCAACUGCGUCUUCAAAUACACGACCAAGACGUAUGCCGGACUUAUGGCCAAGGCAGCCCGCAUAUCCAUUGUCGAAGCCGAGAACAUCGUGCCCAUAGGGUCCCUCGACCCCGACAGCGUUGACUUGCCGGGCAUCUUCAUCGAUCGCAUUGUACCAGCGACGGCGAAGAAGAACGUCGAGUCGCUCAAGUUGGCACCGUCGAAAGACCCGGCAAAGACGAGCGCACCGAAUGCCAGGAACCGGGUUGCUAAGCGGGCAGCGCAAGAACUGAAGGACGGCUACUAUGUCAAUCUCGGUGUCGGCAUCCCUACUCUGGCGGCAUCCUAUCUCCCCGAGGACACCAAGGUCUGGCUGCAGUCCGAGAACGGCAUCCUAGGCAUGGGACCGUACCCUGCGACCGAAGAGGACGUAGAUCCCGACCUCAUCAACGCCGGCAAAGAGACCGUGACUCUGCUCCCGGGCGCGUCGACAUUUGACUCGGCCGAGUCGUUCGGCAUGAUCCGCGGCGGACACGUCGACGUUUCCAUCCUGGGCGCGUUCCAGGUGUCCGCCUCGGGAGACCUGGCCAACUACAUGAUCCCCGGCAAGGUCUUCAAAGGGAUGGGCGGUGCCAUGGACCUGGUUUCAACCCCGGACCAGACCAAGAUCGUCGUGGCCACCGAGCAUGUCGACAAGAAGGGCCGCAGCAAGAUCGUGCAGGACUGCAAGCUGCCCCUCACCGGGAAAGGUGUUGUCAGCACCAUCAUCACGGAUCUCUGCGUCUUCCAGGUCGACCGCGUCAAGGGCGGGCUGACUCUGACAGAGGUUGCCGAGGGGGUUGAUGUAGAGACUGUGAGGGACAAGACGGAUGCGGACUUUGUGGUCGCUGACAGCCUUGAAACGUUCUAA
Messenger RNA from Anthostomella pinea, 1578 nucleotides. The record is from the annotation of a GenBank genome assembly. NCBI's taxonomy places the organism in Eukaryota, Fungi, Ascomycota, Sordariomycetes, Xylariales, Xylariaceae.